GAUAAACACGAAAACUCACACACACACACAGGUCGAGAGAAGACAGCAAGAAGAUAAACAAAGACUUUCAACUUCCAGCUGUCAACAGAGGAUUAAAGUCUUCCUACCUCGAGUAAAAAGGCUACAAAGGAGUUACAUGAAUAGAGUAAAGAGUAAUGUUACAACAGGACUGUUCAGGACUGUAUCCCAACUACAUCAGUAUGAUCAAAGACUAGUAUGGUAGAAAGAUAUCCAGCAUGGAUGUAAAGAGAGUACAAGUCUGUUUAGAGCGAACUAAAGAAUGGAAGUCCGAUCAAAGUGGACAGCAAAAUGAUGGCUCCGGACACCGCAGUGAGCUGAGAGUUUUCCUGACAGAUCUUCACCGUCAACUUGUGGAGUGGGGUAGUCUUAGCAAUGCACUGAAGAACAUCCCAAAUGUUGCACAACUUCUCGGAAGACUUUGCCAUAACCCAGCCGUGAUGGUACAAGAAGAUGUAUGCAAGCUUGUUAUUCAAUGUGUGAUGGACUUCUAUACCUGUACACCUUGCAACCCUACGGAGGAAAAAGCUGUCAAAUGGGCCCAGUCCCAGAUUCUUCACUGUACAUCAUAUUCCAAAGGGAAGAAGAAUCCAUGCGUUGGGGUAGCGGAAUCAGUCGGUUGCUCAGCGAGUCAUUUUAACCUCACAUCAACUCUUCAGUUGUUGGAAUCAAUGGUUGAAGAUUUGUACAAAGUGCCUGUGACACGGUGGGAUUCCAGGGCCAACUGUCUGGUACCCAGUAAACAGCUCUCCAGCACCACAUUGAGUCAUCUCUCCGAACUCUGCUUGCCAUUGGUUACCAGUACUUCAAGUGCAGUAGUGCCAUUGGUUGAAUGCUUGCUGAGUUGCCAUGGAAACACUGCGGAAGAUGCCCUGAGUCCAGCAUUUCUUAAAGCCAUAACAGAGUCACAGCAGAACGCAUACACUGCGAAAAAAAAUACCUUGACGAUGACUUACAAAGGCAGAGUAUCGCUGUGGACCAGGUACCUACCAGCUCUCGAGAGUGAGUUUCUAAACCUUGUGCAAGCGCUCAUGGAUGAGUAUCCCUCGACAGAACAUGACUCACAGCAGUUAAUAUCCAGUAGGAAACUGCCUCUUGCCUGCGUCGAGAACCCGUCUAUUAACACAGCCCUACAAGGCCUGAUGGAACUGCUUCUCCAGAACACAGAGGGCAGCUCCUUUGUACUGAACCUCAUGGAAGUCUUCUCUAAGUGUGUGCAAGAAACCCGUAAAGCUGCGAAGACAGCUGAAUUUCAUUGCAGAGUAACUGGAAUGGAUGGGUUUCGCAACCAGCUACAAGUGAACCCACUUGACUUGCCAAGCAGUCUGCUGACUCUUUACAUUAACAACAUCAGUAACCGCCUCAUGCAGAUGGCACUAGAUGACGACCACGCUGGGCGAAUCCAUGUGUGGCUGCUAUUAGUCAGAUCCCCAGGGUGGCACCAUGCAGCUGUUAGGAUGCUACUGCAUGGCAGUGCAGAGUCCAGACCAGCAUGCCUCAAUAUUAUUGCCUGGUACAACAUGCCACUGGUUCCCAAUAGGCACCAACAGUACAAGGCACGGCUCAGUGACCUUGUGACCUCACUGCGAGGUCUUUGCAGCAAGACCAGUGUACAAUCUUGUGACCUUCACUGUGCAUUCAACCCUCUUCAUGCGGCGGAGGUUAAAGGUCAUGGCCAUAUGCAUAAUGUGAUCCAUCCGCUGAUGAUGCUGUUUGUUGUUAACGGAAGGGGAACUCUUCAGUUGCUGGCUGACAUUGUCAAAUUGGAUACUGUUGACAAAGAACCAAGUGCUGCAACCAGCUUCAUGUUUCUCCUUGAUAGUGUUGAAUUCAGCACCAUGUGGGAUGCUACAUCACAACAGGGGUUUGGUAACCGUGGAACACACGUCAACGACGCACUGAGGGAAUGUAAAGGCGCUUACCUGGCAGAGUACCAAGAGCGACGACUUUCAGGGGAAGCUUUAACUCUGACCGAGAAACAACACUCUGAUUUGCUGGGACGAUAUGAUAGAAUAGUCAGGCGGGUCAUGUGACACUAUUCAUGUGACACUCUCAAUCGAACAUAGGCCAUGUCAGCUCCAUUUUCGCCAAAGCUCUUGUUGAUAAAGAAUAAUUCAUACGAUGUACAUGUAGGCAUGGGUGCAUUUUGGCGGUUGUAACCAAUAACCGUUUCAGUCAAUAGCCAGUGAUAAGCAAUAACCAAUGGCAAGUUUAACCGAAACGGUUAAGACUGCGAAAAUGCACCCCAUGUUUGGCACUGUGCCAGCGCUUAUGAGGUUCCAAUAGACCUUAUCGCAAAUACCAAUGCGCAAGCGCAGACUGUUGAAUGAGUUGCAUUGUGGGAUAUAUAUGGAU
Messenger RNA from Asterias rubens (European starfish), 2373 nucleotides. RefSeq names its product Fanconi anemia group C protein-like. Bases 237 to 2051 code for a protein of 604 amino acids. Lineage: Eukaryota; Metazoa; Echinodermata; Asteroidea; Forcipulatida; Asteriidae. Gene Ontology annotation, biological process: cellular response to oxidative stress; interstrand cross-link repair; nucleotide-excision repair. Gene Ontology annotation, cellular component: Fanconi anaemia nuclear complex. The record is from RefSeq and is a predicted model, not a curated record. The transcript is spliced from 12 exons.